Messenger RNA from Ceutorhynchus assimilis (cabbage seed weevil), 1674 nucleotides. Lineage: Eukaryota; Metazoa; Arthropoda; Insecta; Coleoptera; Curculionidae. The record is from the annotation of a GenBank genome assembly.
AAUCAUUUCAUUUAUAGACUCAGUAAUAUAAUGUUGAAAAUACCAGUUAUUGUGUUAAGUGUUUCAUUAUUAAUUUUAAAACAAUGUCAUGCAGCGAAUAUUUUAGUGAUACUUCCGUAUCCUGGUUUAAGCCAUUUUAUAAUGUUUGGCUCGCUAUUGAGAGAACUAACUGAUAGAGAGCACAAUUUGGAUGUGGUCAGUCAUUUCUCUUCAAUGAUGCCCAUUGAAAGAUACAAUGAUAUACCUAUUAGAGGCAGCGUUCCAAUACCAACAAACAACGUUUCAGUACAAUCCGCUAGAAACUUUCAGGGACUUCAUUGGAUAAAAGAACUCUCAACUACCAAUGGAGUUGACAUAUGCAAAAACGCCUUCGAAACUUCCCAACUUCAAAAUCUCAAAAACAGUACCACAAAGUACGACCUCGUUAUAACAGAACUAUUUGGGAGUGAUUGCAUGUUGGGUUGGGCGUGGCAUUUCGGAACGCCAUCUGUGGUUUUAAGUACCAGCUUGGUUUUGCCUUGGGCUUCGGAUAGAUUUGGUCUUCCUGAUAAUCCUUCAUAUAUUCCCAGUUAUUUGGCACGAAGUGGAGAUACAAUGAACAUUUAUGAUAGGAUUUGGAAUAUUUGGUGUGUUUCAAUGGCGAAAAUAAUGUACUACUGGUACAGUACCAGACCGUCAAACCUUUUGGCGAAAAACUUUUUUGGAGAAAACAUGCCGCAUCUGGAUGAUUUGGCCUACAAUACCAGUUUGCAACUCAUCAACAGCCAUUUCAGUAUUCAUACUUCAAGACCACUAGUACCGACUGUCAUCGAGGUUGGUGGAUUACAUAUUCCAGGAGCAAACGCUGUUGAUGAGUACUUCAAUGACGUUCUAAACACCAACACAAGAGGAAUCAUUUACUUUACCAUGGGUUCGCAAGUUCUAACAGAAACGCUUCCCAAAGAAACAAUACAAACCAUGUUCGAUGCCUUUGCAGAAUUACCAUACAAGGUACUUUGGAAAGCUAAUAGAACAAAUUUACCUGGAAAAUUGAAAUAUCCGGAUAAUAUACAUUUUGAGGAUUGGUUUCCACAAUUGGCCAUUUUAUGCGAUCCAAGGGUGAAACUCUUCAUCUCUCAUGGAGGAAUGAUGGGAACUCAAGAAGCAAUCUUUUGUGCUGUUCCAAUACUCGGAAUCCCAUUGUAUGCUGACCAACACUCUAACAUCAAAAAAGCUGAAUCUAUGGGAUUAGCUUUAGCAAUAGAUUAUGAUGAUAUAUCCAAAAAAUCUAUAUUAGAAGCAACAAAGAAAUUGCUAAAUAAUGCAACCUACAAACAAAAUGCCCAAAAAAUCUCAGAACUCUUCAAAGACCGAUCCUUUACCGCUAUGGAUACUGCCAUAUACUGGAUAGAGUAUGUUAUCAGAAAUAACGGAACGCGCCAUUUGCAAAGUGCCUCAAAAACUCUACCUUUAUAUCAGUACUACCUUUUAGAUAUUGGUGCUGUUUUAGUUGGAAUACCGAUUAUUGUAAUAAUUUUAUUUGUAAAAUUAAUAAAGUUUUUGGUAGGUUGUUUUAAGAUUAAAAAGAAUCUUAAAGUUAAAACCAAAUGAUCAAAAGAUACUUGUACAUUCUUAUAAGAGGUGAUAAUUUUUGGUUUUCCUUUUUUUUUCUAAAUAAAUUCAUUUCAAAUUGAA